Acanthamoeba castellanii str. Neff is the source of this 1650-nucleotide messenger RNA. RefSeq lists its product as uncharacterized. The record is from RefSeq and is a predicted model, not a curated record. Lineage: Eukaryota; Discosea; Longamoebia; Acanthamoebidae. Bases 1 to 1650 code for a protein of 549 amino acids. The transcript has 9 exons.
AUGAAGGCCAGCGGCGGGCUGGACGAGAAGGAGGGAGUGACGUGGUAUCGGCCCAUCCCGCCCCCGGGCUACGCCGUAGCGGGCGACGUGGUGCGGCCCUACCUCGCCGCCAGCCCUCGCUUCUACCUCGAGGCCCCCGUCUUCGCCAUCGGCCCCUUCCCGCCCGAGGCCGCCCAACGGCCAGGCGCAGUGAUGGCGGACAGGAAGAGGAGCGCCGCUGGGUUGCGGGCGAAGAGGGAAGUGCUCCCUCGGCAGCCCGUUAACUACUUGGCAAAGCCGGUGGACUUUGAGGUGGUGUGGCGGCACGAGGGCGGAGUGCGGGGCAUGCUGCCGUGUACCGUUUGGCGACCCGUCCCGCCGCCUUCGUUCGUGGCCGUGGGCUGCAUCAUCACCCUUACCCACAACAAACCAUCACCCGACUGUGUGGUCUGCCUCCAUGAAAGCCUGGUGGUGCCUGCCGAGGUGGACGCCCUGCUAUGGACAGCCUCCGCAAGCCCUGCGUCUGCCGCUGCGACCAACAAGAAGGGCAGAACGUUGACCAGAGCAAAGAGCGAGCGCGACGUGACCGCUCACACAACAGCCACGUUCCUAUUCGGCGAUGCCGAAGAGGUCUAUGACGGCCUCGCGCCGCCGGCCCUGACGGGCGCUGCCUACUGCCUACGGCGGAGCGUGAACCAUUCCCUCGACCUCGACCACAACUUCGACCUCCCUGCCGGCGUCGCCUGUUUCGUCCCUGCCCGCUUCCCCUUCGUCCUCCUCCUCCAUGCCGCCAUCGCUCUCCUCGUCUCCUUCGUCGUCUUCUUCGCCAGCAUUGUCGACGAAUGCGCAGAGGCCACUGCCAUAUCAGGCCUCGACGGCGGAGAUGUCUCCUCGCCGUCUGCGCAGCGCCUCGAAUCCCCCGCGCAGCCCAUCACAUUCCAGCCUGGCCUCGGCAUCCUCCGCAUUUGCUGCCUCGUCGACGGCUGCGUCGCUGCGGAGUCAUCGGUCGGCGUCGCACGCAACAUCGCCGCCGCGGUCGAGCAAGCGCGUCACCCACAUGCUCGAUCGACCCUCCAUCGCCGGCUACUCCAUCACCUUUGCGCCGCCCUCGCCCUCCCUCCCUUCGGUGAAGCCCACUUCACGAUCGUCGCCACCCUCUUCAUCGUCGACACCAGCCAGGCCAAGCUAUCGCAUCUCGUCGCUCGUGCCUCCGUCACCAUCUCCGUCAUCAUCUUCGUCGCUGCCAUCGCCGUCCGUGUCUAUGUCUUCGUCUUCUCUACUCCCCGCGUGGCAUCUUCCGCGCCUGUCCAUCCAAGCAACACUACUUCCAUCUUCUUCUACAUCAUCGCUGCACUCGCUCUACCCGCACACGACGACCGACGGUACACCAUCGGCGCGGCGGGGGACGAGUACGAGUGCCCGCGGUGCCACGGCCACAAGGGCCAGGGUCCGUUCGGCCCAUGUCCGCUGGGCUCGAUCCACUUCACCCACAUGUGUGAGCUGUGCGAGGGACGAGGCAGCGUGGCCGGUCCGUCGGAACUGUGCCGAUUGUGCGAGGGCGAAGGAGGCUUCGGCGAGUUCGGCAAGUGUCGGCCGGAGUCGCUUCACUUCAGGGCGUGCGUCAAGUGCCACGGCCGCGGCUUCCUCUCGGCCCGAGGCCACUCCAGCUAG